Molecule: messenger RNA, 4762 nt
Organism: Bombus pyrosoma
Lineage: Eukaryota; Metazoa; Arthropoda; Insecta; Hymenoptera; Apidae
Product: membrane-associated guanylate kinase, WW and PDZ domain-containing protein 1-like
Exons: 11
Coding region: 214-3372 (1052 amino acids)
Biological process (GO): signal transduction
Cellular component (GO): cytoplasm
Molecular function (GO): protein binding
Source: RefSeq, a predicted model, not a curated record
GUGCAGUAUUGUGUGUGAUGUAGCUGUGUGACGAACGCGAGUACGUUUCACUCCAUUAUCAUUUCGAAAUGAUGAGCAUUUCCGCGGUCCCGAAGUGAUUCAGUGUUAAAAUAUUUCAGCCCGUUUUUACGGCUGAGCCACGAUGGUUGAAUCCAUCGGGAAGCAUAUCGAAAGAAAUCAACGAUAUUAAGGUGGAACUAAAGGAACUAUAAAAUGGCUACAAAAACAGAAGAUACAACAUCUAUUGAUAAUACUAAUGAUGGAGAGAGUAUGGACAAAGAAGUAUUAGCAAUCAGUGGAAAUGAUGAAACUAAUCAUCGUAUUCCACCAACAUAUUUGUAUAAUUCGGGUUCUGAACAAAAUACAGGAAUAUCCAAUCAGGAACAAAGUAAUAGAAAUCGUACUCAAGCUACAGAAGAUCAAUUAGGACCUCUACCACCAAACUGGGAGAAAGCUUACACAGACACAGGAGAAGUUUAUUUUAUAGAUCACAAUACAGGCACUUCUCACUGGUUAGACCCACGUUUAUCUAAAUUUCAAAAAAGGUCUCUUGAAGAAUGUUUGGAUGAUGAAUUACCUUAUGGUUGGGAAAAAAUAGAUGAUACUCUUUAUGGUACAUAUUUUAUUGAUCAUGUAAAUCGUAGAACUCAAUAUGAAAAUCCUGUAUUGCAAGCCAAAAGGGCACAACAAAGUUUAGGAGAAAGAAAGAGUCCUAACUUCACAAGAAAUCCUGAUAAACUAAAAGGCCAGAAAAUCAGAACAACUUUGAUAAAAAGUUCAAGAGGAUUAGGAUUUACAAUUGUUGGUGGAGAUGACUCAGUUGAGGAAUUUUUACAAAUUAAGAGUGUGGUACCAAAUGGUCCGGCAUGGUUAGAUGGAAAAUUACAAACUGGGGACGUGCUGGUAUAUGUUAAUGAUACUUGUGUUUUGGGUUUUACACAUAAUGAAAUGGUUAAUGUUUUCAAAUCAAUUAGCAGUGGUGAAACUGUUGCAUUGGAAGUGUGUCGUGGUUAUCCAUUGCCAUUUGACCCAAAUGAUCCAAAUACAGAAGUGGUUACAACUAUUGCUGUUAAUGCACCAGAUAUUUUAACAGAAGAUCCGAGAAUGUAUAUGGAUUUAGACCCUACUCUACAAAGUAAUGGUCGUUUCAAUUUCCUGGAUUCUACAUUCUUACCAGUACAUAGUCUUCAAAAUGGUGAAAACCUUGCCACUACUUCUGUCAACUCAAUGCCAGAUCUUUGUAUUUCGGAUAAGAUUAAUACAAUUAAGAGACCUAGUAGUACAGAUAUUUUAUUAUCUGAAAGCAGUGAUUUGAAUGACUGUAAAGACUCAUCAAUGUCUUCCAAAUCAGAAUUUCUCAGUAUUGCGAUUGUAAAGGGUACCAUGGGAUUUGGAUUUACAAUAGCAGAUUCAGCUCAUGGUCAGAAGGUUAAAAAAAUUUUAGAUCGCCAACGUUGUAAAAAUUUAAUGGAAGGUGAUAUUUUAGUCAAUAUAAAUGAUAUUAACGUGAGAAACAUGUGUCACUCAGAAGUGGUACAAGUGUUGAAAGAUUGUGCUCGCAAUGAAGAAGCAUUGAUACAUGUACAGAGAACAACAUCCAAAUCAAACGAAAAGAAAGAAAAAAAUUCACAGGAUUUCUUUAGAAGUAAAACACCGACGGCUGAUAUUUAUAGCACUCAAACAAAGACUGUUGUACCAAGUCGACCAAAAACUCCACUUAUCGAUACGAGGAAUCGUCCAAAAUCCCCACCCGGUGCGAUCAGAUCAAACUGGAAUGAACAGAACGAAAACGAAUUAAAUCCACUCGAUAAUCGAUACAAAUAUUCAGAAUACACGCAUAGCAUGUAUUACAAUGAUCCAUAUAAAGCAAAUAUUACAAAUCUAUCUGACAACUUUGUUACAAUGGCAAACUUAGAUGAUGAUUCUGUAAGAAAUAGCGCAAAAAGAGAUUGGGUUACAAACGAUAAAUUAAAUAUAAAUAAUGAUGUAUAUUCUAUCGAUAUACCUCAUCACGAUAACAUGUUGAAACAAAAUGGAUGUUUACAUUCAGACUAUUAUAAAGAUUUGUAUACGUCACAAUCUCAUUCUCAAUAUAGCGAACAAGAUUAUAAUGUAUACUCUAUUGGUCAGGAACAAAAUGUUGAUACUGGUGAAAUAUGGGAUAAACGGAAAGAGACUACCAGUUUUGAGCAUGAACAACCACAUUCCAGUUCGAUACCGCGGUAUCCUCAAUAUAGCAACGAGUUAGUGUGCCCAAUUGUGCCUGAUAUAGAAUGGAUAGAGACAUUAGUAACUUUAGUAAGACAAGAUACAGGAUUUGGAUUUAGAAUAGUUGGUGGCACCGAGGAAGGAUCUCAACAGGUUUCAGUUGGACAUAUUGUACCAGGUGGUGCAGCAGACUUAGAUAACAGAUUAAAUACAGGUGAUCUAAUUAUGUCCGUCGAUGGUGAGAGUGUUAUGAAUUCAUCACAUCAUCACGUCGUUCAAUUAAUGAUAGCUGCCGCUCAAAAUGGUAGAGUCACCCUAGGAAUUCGUCGUCGAAUUAACACCCAAGAACAUCUUCCAGAAAAUCUUCAAACUCACUAUAAUAGACAAAUGAGUCUCCAAUAUCCUUAUGACGUGACGGUUACUAGAAUGGAAAAUGAAGGUUUUGGUUUUGUUAUCAUUUCCUCAGUUAAUAAAGCCGGUUCGACGAUAGGUAGAAUAAUCGAAGGUUCACCCGCGGAAAGAUGCGGCCGAUUAAAUGUUGGCGAUCAUAUUCUUGCCGUCAAUCAUGUAGAUAUUACAAAUGUUUGUCAUAAAGACAUUGUGAAUUUAAUUAAAGAUUCGGGUUAUUCCGUUACGUUGACAAUUGGUUAUCCUCUUGAUGAUUGUUGUAGUAAUACGUCUUUAUCUCAAAAGGAUGAACCAACAUGUGAUGGAGAUGGAGGUCAAUAUCAUGCUGUGGAAUUGACUCGUGGAACUAGAGGAUUUGGUUUCAGUAUUCGUGGAGGACGCGAAUUUCAAAACAUGCCAUUAUUUGUGUUACAAAUUGCAGAAAAUGGUCCGGCAUCUAUUGAUAAUCGAUUAAGAGUUGGUGAUCAAAUAAUUGAAAUAAAUGGAAUUAACACUAAAAAUAUGACACAUACAGAAGCUAUUGAAAUUAUACGAAACGGUGGACCAUCCGUUCGACUUUUAGUUCGACGCGGUUGUCAGAUGCCUUCAGUGAGUAAUCUCACAAUCGACCAAAUAAGUAUUCGACCGAUUGAUGAGGGCACCCCACGCAGACAUUUAUUGAAAUUACACGAGAUGGGUGUGCACCCUAAAAAACGUCAGAAAGUUCGAUUUUUCAUUUUACUCAACUGCUGUUCAUCCAAAAAUAGAUAUUUAUAAUAUCAGCUAUUCAACGUAAACGUAAUAUCUUAUUCAUAAUAAGUUCAUAUUUUAUAGAAUUAAAUAUCAACUUUCGAAAAGAAACUUUCGAGAUUUCUUUACCAUUGAACUACCUUAUAUUGUUCAUAAUGUAAUUGUAUAUUGAAAUUCAUUGUGUAAACAUGAGUUAAUGUAACCAAAUACGGUAAACUGCGAAUGUUAAUGGAGUAUGAUCUAUUUGUAACAGCAAAUAGCAUUGAUACCCACAAAACAUACAGAAGUUACCUAUUUUAAUAUCUGUGUAGGAAAACGAUUUUGGACUGAUAAAUUUUCAACUGAAAGAUCUCGCAGACUGAAAAGUAUCAUCUAAAUUAAAUAUUUUUAUAUACUCUGUAAUAAUUGUAUGCACUCAGGAAUGUUUUCACAAAUUCAUGAUAUAAUGUUAAUGUGAUCUUAAUCAUUAAAUAGUAUACUCUUGAGUAUGUGUAUACAGCUAGUGAAGAAUCUCAUUGAAUCUAUGCUUUAUUCUCUUAAUUUUUUUGAGCAGCAUUUAAAGGAUAUUGCGAUAUUGUUUUUGUUUUAGUAUAAUAUUUAUUAUAAUUGUACGAAAUAUGUGCAUAUAGCAAUAAUUAAAUUAAGUACUGAUACAACCAAAGAAACGAAUGCACUUAAAAACCAUUUCGAGAUGCGGUGCAGGAGAUCAAUAUAAAAACAUAUGUUUAUGCUUUCAUUAUUUAAACUCCUCGUUUGAAAUACUAUCUUUUCCUUGUUGAUUAUACACUAAUGUUUGUAAUAAGAAGUUGACAAUGAGAAGAAAAUCUUUAAUGAGAUUGGAUGAAUUUUUUUUAUAAAAACCAUUUCUUCCGAUCUUUUUGCGGUAUUAAAAUGCGUUGAAUGUAUAAAAGAAAAUUAAUAAAUAUAUUUUUUUACUAGUAAGUCGAUUGUAACUAAGAAAAAAACAUUUAGUAGAAUGCAUUGAACGAAAUAAGUAAAAGAUCGACUUAGAUUAUAUUUUUAAAUUUUCUCAAAUAUAAAAAAAGCGUUGUAAAAAGCUUCAAUAUAUGUAUGUGUGAAAUAUUUUCAUUGUUUAUAUUUACUUAAAUAAGCAAUUUUGUCGUAUAUCUUAUCAACGAUAAACAUUGAUAAACGCAUUUAAAAUGAAUCGUAUUUUUCUUAUACUAUAAUUAUUAUGUUUAUUUUUAUAAUUAAAUACACAAUACGCAUACAUACAUAUACACACACACACAUCUAGAAUUUGUAUAUUAUGUAGGAUAGUGCAAACAAGUUUAGGAUAAUUGUAAAUAUAUACAUAUAAAUACAUAUUAUAGAAAAUUAUGUAACAUUACCAAUUAUUGUAAACUCCUCGUAAAGGAAUAAUUUUUUAAUUAAAAUGUAUUUACUAUCUUUGUAA